AGUCGGUACCGUGGUGUUUCUUCCUCGUUCAAUGACAAACCGAUCAUAAUCGAUUUGUUCCAAUUGUAUUAUCGCCGUAGAUUGUUUAGACGAGGAGUUGUUUUAUAUAAGUUGUUUAAUGAACAAAAGACAAAUAGGUUGUGUAAAAUGAGACUAGCAUAUUUUUUUUAGGGAAUAAUUGACACCGACAUUCAAUACACUACUGGACUAAUAAGAUAUACUGAAUACAUACUCCUCGAUUUGGAGUAAAUGAAACAAUAAAUAAUGUUUUUGAUAUUUACACUUGGAACAUUACUUCAAAUAACACACGGCCAGACGGCUGCCGGAAGUGUCCUUCACGCUGCAAGCGCGUGUUAUGGCGACUCCUCGGGCCAGGGCCUCAAUCAGCUAGUCAUCACGUGCACUGAGGGGCUCAUCUACAUAGAGAACAUACGUGUCGCUCUCAAACCCGCCGUCCUAGGCUGCCCGGCGGUCGAGCAUAACCUGACGCCUGCCAACCAGGAGACGUGCUGCACGCUGAACGCCACGGCAGACUGCGUCAACACAUACCGCGGAUACUCGCAUCUAGACUUCUACAGAGACUGCAAUGGGCGUGUCUCUUGCUCCAAGCCCGUGGUGUGGGAAACGUUGACCUGCCCUGACCCCGCCCCAUUCCCCGCCCACACCGUAAGCAACUACAUGGUCCUCGAGUACUACUGCCAGACUGAGGGCGUGUACAACUCGAGCUGCUCUGACGUCACGGACUGCCGCUACGCCCACCCGGAGUGCCACUCCCAUGUGUGUCGGUGCGAGCCUGGGUACACGUACGUGGGAAGCGAGUGCAGGCGAGACGGGGAAGUAGGCGGGGUGUGUCUGAUUGGUGGUAGCGGCCCUAGAUGCCUGGACAGCAAUAGCGAGUGCUCAUUUGGACGUAAUUGCGCUUGUAAAAUAGGAUAUGCAGAGCAAAACAGCACCUGUAUUAUGAGCUCGGAAGCGUUAUACCGAGAUGAAGCAUGCUAUGGGGCACUGGCUGAAAACCACAUUCAUCUCAAUUGUACCACCGGCUACAUAGUCAUAGACAGGCUGAGAGUUGCAGCCAAACCUUUAAUUGCUAACUGCCCCGAGCUCAACGCUAAUAGCACAGAGUGCUGCACGAGUGACGUGUUCAACGACUGCGUGAACGACUACACCGGAGAGACCGUGUACAGUUUCCACAAUUGUAGCGGACUCCAGGCAUGCACGAAGCCUGUCGUGCGCCAGCAACUGCAGUGUGGCAGUAACUCGAGCCUCUACCCGGCCUCCAGCACCUUCAUGAUAGUGGACUAUCACUGCCUGGCUAAAGGCCAAAACUUCGGUAUUUGCAACACGACGGGCGACUGCUCGGAUCCCGCGGCCAGCUGCGACAAAGCCCGGUGUCAUUGUGUGGAGGGAUACACAGCCCUGCACUACUUCGACAACUGCUGGCAAGACGGGUUUCCUAACGGGAAGUGUGAGCUGGAGUCGGAGACAGCCUGCUACCUGAACGGCACUCUCUGUGACCACGGCUCCCGGAAGUGUGUCUGUGGGGACGCCUUCAUCGCACAGAACAAUGGCAUAUGUGAUGCAGAGAACUCUUACAAGACGCGCUGUAACUCGACCACAGACUGUCAGAUGGACAAUAUGGUAUGUGAAGAGGGCCGCUGUGAUUGCAGGCAGCACUUCAUCUACACACGCGGGCAAUGUCUGUCAGACAACGACUAUAACAUGAGCUGCGACGCGAACACGACGUGUAAGGGUGACAACAUUGUUUGCAAGGAAGGACGCUGUGUAUGUACCCCAGGGUACACGUAUAGAGACAGCCAUUGCGCCUCAGACUACAACAAGUCGUGCACGGUGACUGCAGAUUGUCCCGCCUUCCAGAUGAUCUGCACGGACGGACAUUGCCUCUGUGCGCCGGAACACAGCUACAUACAGGCCUUGUGUCGGCCAGAUGGCGGCCUGGGCGGGAGGUGCAACUCCUCGCUGCCUUGUGUGGACGCCAACACGACCUGCAGCACCGACACGCAUACAUGCCAGUGUGAAACCAUGUACUCAGAAUUUGAAAAUAAGUGUUAUAAAGACGGUGAUCAUAACGGCAGGUGUAAGGAGACGGCGAACUGCAACUUCCGCUACGCGAUAUGUGUGGACAAUAGGUGCAUCUGUCAGGCGGAAUACACUGAACUGAAUGGUCAAUGCUUACCAGACGGCUCCAAUGGCGCGCCCUGUCUCAACACCCCCGGUAUAAGGAGGUGUCUUGACGAGAAUGCCCUCUGUACAGACGGCCGAUGCGUGUGCUUGUCCGAAUUCCAAAAUGUACAUGGCGUCUGCAGACAAAACCAGCAUCUCGGUGGCUGGUGUAACUCUACAUUUCCCUGCCUGGAUGCAUACACGAACUGUUCUAAUUCUGGAACAUGUGAAUGUGUGUCGGGAUACAAGGGAGUAAAUGGGUCCUGUACGCAAGUUGGGUCAGUGGGCGGCACGUGUUUUCCCAACAGGACGUGCAGCGACAAGCGCGCGGUGUGCGCAACAGACGACAUCGGUCAGUGCAUGACGGGCGUAUGCCAUGAUGGUGUCUGCCAGUGUUCGGCGGGAACGGCGCUCUCAUUGGCGGGACUUUGUCUGGAACACGGCUCUACUGGCGGCCUGUGCAAUGGUACGAUAGCGUGCAGGGACGAGAACGCCUUGUGCACAGAGGGACGCUGUACAUGCAAGGGCGGCUUUAAGGAUAUCAAUGGAGUCUGCAGACAAGACCAGCAUCUCGGUGGCUGGUGUAACUCUACAUUCCCUUGCCUGGACGCCUUAACGAACUGUUCUUAUACUGGAACGUGUGAAUGUGUGUCGGGAUACCAGGGAGUAAAUGGGUCCUGUGUGCAAGAUGGGUUAGUGGGCGGCGCAUGUUUUUCCAACAUCACGUGUAUCGAUAAGAACGCAGUGUGUAAGGCAGAUGACGUCGGUCUGUGUAUGACGGGCGCGUGCCAGCAUGGGGUGUGUCAGUGCAAGGCGGGAACCUCGCUCUCAUUGGCGGGACUUUGUGUGAAAAACGGCUCCAUUGGCGGCUCAUGUAACGUAACGAUAGCGUGCAGGGACGCAAAUGCCGUCUGCACGAAUGGACGCUGUGUUUGCAAGGGCGGCUUCAAUGUCAUCAAUGGAGUCUGCAUGCAAAACCAGCAUUUCGGUGGUUGGUGCAACUCUACAUUCCCCUGCCUGGACUCCUACACGAACUGUUCUCAUACCGGAACGUGUGAAUGUGUGUCGGGAUACCAGGGAGUGAACGGGUCCUGUGUGCAAGUGGGUGACGUGGGCGGUGUUUGCUCGCAGGAGCGUCAGUGUCGCGAUCAGAACGCGCAGUGCGUGCCGGACGGUCAGUCCCUCUGUGCCGGAACCCCCUGCCUGCCAGGACUUUGUGACUGCUUAGAAAACUGGAGAAUGGGGCCUGGGGGCAGUUGUAGGAAAGAUUGCACCAGUAAUAAGUGCAUGGCGAACGCAGUAUGCGACAACAACACACGCUUAUGUGAAUGUCCUCAGCCUUUCACCGCCGUGUCUGUUGAAUGUAUAGCAGUGGGUGACGUCGGGGGGACCUGUGCCGACGUACCGGACGGGGGGUCGCCGUGUCGUGACCAGCACGCUGUUUGCGUGAACGACACAUGUAUAUGCAAUGAGGAACGAAACUACGUACUCCGCGACAGGCAGUGCAAGAAAAACGACACGUACGUGACUGGCCAGUGUGGCCCCGGCGGCAAGUGCAAGGAAGUGGACGGCAUGUGUCGAGAUGGUUACUGCGUCUGCAAGCCGGGCACCAUAUCUGUUAACGGGGUGUGCUCUAAAGGUUUUGAUAUUCCUGGUACAUGCAAUUUAGACUCCGGGAACUUCUGCAAUUCUUCCAAUACUGACUGCAAAUCCGGGAUCUGUGUUUGCAAGAGUGGCUUUGUGCCGCUGUUCGGGAAAUGUAAAGGCGAAAACACUUCGGUCGUCUCUAAAUGUCCGGGAGACUCCCCCUUCAACACCCUUUCCACAGAGUGCGCAGAGCGAAUGCGUGCCGUCGUAACGAGUUCCGUUUUCACAGUCGUCAGGCGGAACCCGGACUGCCCAGUAGCCAUGGACACGUACGAGCAGGCGCAGUUCGAGCGCUGCUGCAGGGUCCAUGGUGAGGACUGCGUGCUGGGGACCACUGGCUGUAACAACAGCGAAGGAUUUUCCACGUACGACGUCCAGGAAUACGUCUGCGUAGACGAUGAUGCAGUUAUCAGCCCCGGGGACAAUCGGACAAUUACUGGCCAGCCAGUGUUUAUUGUGCCUCCUUACGGUGGUGGCAGUAGUGGUGGUGGAGGAAAUGGCGGAACUGGAAAUGGCCCAGGCGCGGAGAUAUGCGCAAUCAGAGCCUCCUGUCUGACGGAAAUAGCUGUGUACGCUAUGUUCAUCGAGCAAGAAAAGGGCGCAGACAGCGCAUGUGUGCCCACACUGAUGUUCAACGCCGUGUCCGUACGGUGUCCCUUCACCAACCCCGUGUUCACCAGUAGUAAUGGCUUCUCUACCCUGAACUUGACCAAUCCGUUUAAGGGUGGCCAGUACUCUCUCAAAGUCGAAGCGUCUCACCCGCAGGCUGAGGUCAUGGUCGCCUGUGGUAACGCCGCUCCACCCCAGAUUGGACCGCCGAGCACCGCCUGUGGAGCGACCGGGGCUCCUCCCACAGCGUACCCAGUUAAACAAGAAGAUCAAAGUAACUCAACCGCCCUGGCCGUGGCGGUGCCUGUCUGUAUCCUCUUUGUGGCCGCGAUAGCAGCAGCCCUUCUGAUCCGAUUCAGAGACAAGAUACGGAACAGAUUUUGUCCUGUGAAAAAGAUGCCCGAUCUUCACGAUCCUACUCCGGCAAGGACUAAAUUCCCCGGACGGGAGGAAGGUGUCAGCUCCGCCCCUAAAGCCGACUCCGCCCCCAGACCUCCCGCCAGGCUGCCCCCUCUGGGCCCCUCAUCAACCACGCCUUCCAACAAGCGGUUCCGGCGUGGAGCCACGCUCGUCGAGUUUAUCACAAGCCAAGAGAAACACAUGAUGAAAAAGUCUAACAUGAAAGACAAGCUGAUAGUGACGAUGGAUGACACGCCCCAAUCACCAAACGGGGACACAGGCAAGCCUCUUAAGAAGAAGAAGGGUAGAAAAAAGUUAUUAAACACCGCCGCGCAUGUAUUUUCCGCUGCCAAACACAUGCAGUCAAAAGUCAGCAAAACUUCAAUCAUUCAAGAAGGCGCUACUUUCACUCCAAAGGAAGAUUUUUAUACUUACAGUGCGCCUAAUGGUGGACCCAUCAAACAUGUUGGAAUGCGUGAUUAUUUAGAUUUACCCAUGGGCAUUCAAUCAGCCUCUACCAAUGUCCACAGCGACGGCACGAGUGUGCCGCCACCAGCACCGAGAGGACAGCUGCCACCAAUAAGAGCCCCGCCCUUGGAAGGCUUACCGCCCCUGGACUUCAUGGAGGCAGAGGCGCUACCUUCCAGCAUCCGAAUGCCCUCACGGCAGGGCCUCCUCGCAAACGGAACAUCCAGUGCAACAUCAUGGGCACAGGUACUCCCAUCGUCGAUAGGAAACCAAUUUCUAGCGAGAGGACAAGGACAGCACCCAUCUCUGGCAGUUAAACGUUCUGCAGCGCGGCCUACACACAACAGCGAGGCGCUUUCAAAGCUCACUUUAAGUGAGUCCUAUAGACUGCUGAACCUCCCUGGUCAGUCGCCGCUGAACUCGGUGUACUCACGACACUCCGGCGAACAGGAUAUCACCGAUCAAUCGGCCGCACCGAACAGAAAGAUCAUCCGGAGACCAUCGCAACUCGACAUUAAAACAAUGACUGAUGAAUAGACCAACAUCAGGAGAACCUCGCAACACGAAAUCAAAACAUUGACCGCCGAACACACCAACAUCCCAGCUUGGAUACUUAUAUUCAUUGAAAGGACAUUACUGGAUUUUUGUAUGACUUUUCCAAGAAAGGAAAGAAGGCGUUCUGUUUGAAAAAGAGUUUUGUGUCUUGUUAGUUGUAUAUUAAAGUGUAUUCAGUAUUAAUGAAUCAGUUGUCAUAUGUAUAAGGCGGAUAUGAGUUACUUUUUAAUGUACUUAAUUACUUGAACAUCAAUGUUCAAAUAUGGUGCAGAUUCGUAAUUAGCAAAUGUGAUUGAACACUGAAUAUGUGUGUAUUGUGUACUGUGAAUGAAGGUGUAUGUUGAUUAUCGGUGUUAUUUUAUUUAUUACUGGUCAUUUCUGUAUGUCCCGCGUCAUGCAAAAAAGGGUCUUAUGCCAUAUGAGGCUAGCGUACCUCAAGCACAGCAUUGGCAUAAGGGCAGUCUGUGUAGGAGCUAACCUUAUCGCUAAUACGACCAAUUGCGAUUGCGCAGGCUUGGGUGGCAAUACACAGAACGCAUUUGUUGUUAGACCCAUAAUCGCAUGACGUGGUUCAUAUGUUUUUUAUUGUUGAUUAUAAACAGAUUUUUAUUGUUGAUAAUAAAUUUGCUUUUACAACAA
Molecule: messenger RNA, 6501 nt
Organism: Dreissena polymorpha
Lineage: Eukaryota; Metazoa; Mollusca; Bivalvia; Myida; Dreissenidae
Product: neurogenic locus notch homolog protein 1-like
Exons: 36
Coding region: 265-5844 (1859 amino acids)
Source: RefSeq, a predicted model, not a curated record